Molecule: messenger RNA, 1303 nt
Organism: Sitophilus oryzae (rice weevil)
Lineage: Eukaryota; Metazoa; Arthropoda; Insecta; Coleoptera; Curculionidae
Gene: oaf
Product: out at first protein
Exons: 4
Coding region: 308-874 (188 amino acids)
Source: RefSeq, a predicted model, not a curated record
UUAACCUACUCUCAAUCUCCAGUAGUUUCCGAGAUACCCAUAGAGAACAUCGUAGGAAACUUACCCUGUAAACAUAAUUCAUUUGUUAUAAAUUUCAUUAUAAUAACAAUUUAUUAUCUAUUUUCAGGGUGGAGAUGUAGUGCAAGAGACAAUAUCAGCAAAUGCUAGCGAUGACACCGUCACUUUAGAAUUUCAGAGGUCUGAUGGUACUCUAGUAACUCAGCUUAUAGACUUUAGAAAUGAAGUUCAGAUUCUGAAGUCGUUGAUACUGGGUGAGGAAGAGAGAGGCCAAAGCCAAUACCAAGUGAUGUGCUUUAUCUUUCAUUUUCCGAAAGACUCUUUUAUAUCAUCUGACGCCAUGUCGAAAUUAAGACAGAAGAACCCCAGUACAGUGAGAACUCCAGAAGAGGAUUUAGGGAGGGUGAACCACACGAUGGACUACGUCGUCGUCCUGAAACACGCGGACAUCAUCAGCCCGUUCAUCAGGGACAUUUGCGCGGAGGCCGGACAGGCCACCUACACCCGAUACGAAGAUAUACUGAAAUGGUCCAAUAUCCAUGCUAUACAAACCACGUCAUACCUUCCAGCCCUAAAGAGAUUCCCCACCACCCCCGACUACAUCAACAACGACAUCCCCUACGAGCUCCCCGUGGGUAUAGCCAACUGCACCAACAUGAAGAACAUGUGGACGCCCUGCCUGUGCCACCUCGAGCAGUGCAUAGGUUGGUACCCUUGCGAGCUCAAGUACUGCAAGAGCAAAGGCUCGGCGAAGAACUCCGUAACCAGCUACCGGUGCGGGAUAAAGACUUGCAAAGUGUGUCACCUGUUCGUGUACUACAUAGCUCAGAAACAGCAAUGUCUUUGGGACGAAUGACCGUCAAAUGGUACUGACUGUUUAGUUUGUGCGCAGAUUGGAUAACUGUAAGAAUAACAGUUGGGAGUCUGUGUAGUUUAAGUUUAGAGUAACAGGAGUAAUGCCUUAAAUAUGUUUUGUAACGUGUAAGUAAUAUUAUAAGUACUUGGACCAAUGACAGGAACCUUUGCUGCUAUGACACUUCGGUUGUAGAUGUAUUUUAGUCUAAGUUUCUUUCGGUUUUUCAAAACAAUAGGUAGGCAAGUUUUGAGUAUUUUAACAUCAAAAAUAUUGCUGGAAAGAAAAGAAAAAAAAUCAAAUAUUUCUAAGCCAAACCUAUAAUUUUGAAAACUAUUUUAAUUCGUUUUAAAACAGUAGUUGAUAUACUGGUUGCGUCUCAAAAAUGGGUCACCCCUAUAAUUUCUUUAUAAGGUCAGCAAAAAAAAAGGU